Messenger RNA from Eucalyptus grandis, 1698 nucleotides. RefSeq names its product pectinesterase-like. Gene Ontology annotation, molecular function: pectinesterase activity; pectinesterase inhibitor activity. The record is from RefSeq and is a predicted model, not a curated record. Gene Ontology annotation, biological process: cell wall modification. The coding region runs from base 1 to 1698 and encodes 565 amino acids. Lineage: Eukaryota; Viridiplantae; Streptophyta; Magnoliopsida; Myrtales; Myrtaceae. The transcript has 2 exons.
AUGAAAGCAACCAAGAUAGUUGCGACAACAGUCUCUGUCCUGCUCGUCGUGGGCGUGUGCAUCGGCGUGCUAGUCAGCGUGAAAGGUAAAGGCGGGUCGGGAAAUGGGGACCAGGUUUCGUCGACUUCCAAGUCCGUGGCCGCCAUUUGCGCACCAGCGGAUUAUAAGCAGGCCUGUGUCAAUAGCCUCAGUGCGGUGGCCAAGAACGAAAGUGCCUCGCCGAAGGAGCUGAUUCAGGCUGCCAUUGCAGCCACUCUCGAGGAGGUUAAAGCAGCACUUAAUAAGUCGGGAUCGAUCGGGAAAUCGGCCACAAACUCCUCUCAGAAGAUGGCUGUCGAAGAUUGCCAGGACUUGCUGAAAUUCGCUGUCGACGAGCUCCAAUCCUCGUUCUCCAUGGUGGGAGACAGCGACUUGCACACCGUGAAUGAUCGGGUCUCGGAGCUUCAAAACUGGUUGAGCGCCGUGAUAUCGUAUCAGCAGACAUGUUUGGACGGUGUCACGGAACCGGAUUUGCAGAAGCAGAUGUCCAAUGGAAUGCUAAAUGCCACAGAGCUAACAAGCAAUGCCUUGGCAAUUGUUUCGGCGAUUUCCGGGAUCUUGACCUCCUUCAAAAUUCCUUUUAAUAACACUGCAAGCUCACGCCGACUUCUAGAGGAGGCCGAUGCUGAGGACGCCGACGGACACCCUUCUUGGUGGUCUCGUGAAGAUCGGAAGCUAAUGGCAAGGCAGGCAAAGGGCCAAGUGACACCCAAUGCGGUGGUGGCAAAGGAUGGGAGCGGACAUUAUAGUACUAUCGCCGCUGCACUUGCGGCAUAUCCCAAGAACAACAAAGGCAGAUAUGUCAUAUAUGUGAAGGCCGGUGUAUACAACGAGUAUAUCACGGUUACUAAGGAUCAGGUCAAUAUUCUCAUGUAUGGAGACGGGCCGAGGAAGACGAUGGUCACCGGGAAGAAAUGCAAUCGCGACGGCGUGUCCACCUUCAGAAGUGCUUCUUUCUCCGUAAUCGGAAACGGGUUCAUAGGUAAGUCGAUGGGGUUCCAGAACACGGCCGGCCCUGAGGGCCACCAGGCUGUGGCGCUCCGAGUCCAAUCGGACAUGGCGGCCUUCUUCAACUGCAGAAUGGACGGGUACCAAGACACCUUAUACGUGCAAGCGCACCGCCAGUUUUACCGCAAUUGCGUGGUAUCCGGCACUGUGGACUUCAUAUUUGGAGAUGCAGCGGCGGUAAUCCAAAACAGCCUGAUCGUCGUGAGGAAGCCCAUGGACAACCAGCAGAACACGGUGACGGCACACGGAAGGACGGACAAGCACGAGACCACCGGCCUCGUGAUCCAGAACUGCCGCAUUGUGCCCGAACAGAAGCUCUACCCUGUGAGGUUACAGAUUCCGUCUUACUUGGGUAGGCCUUGGAAGCAGUACUCGCGGACGGUCAUCAUGGAGUCAACAAUAGGGGACCUGAUCCAGCCAGCGGGGUACAUGCCCUGGAGCGGGAACUUCGCGCUCGACACUCUGUACUAUGCCGAGUACGCAAACCGGGGCCCUGGUGCGGCGACCGACAAGAGAGUGAAAUGGAAGGGCUUCCACGUGAUAAAGAACCGGAACGAGGCCUUGCAGUUCACGGCCUCACCGUUCAUACAAGGGAACCAGUGGCUCAAGCCGACCGGCAUGCCUUAUCUGCUCGGAUUCAAAGGAAACUAA